Schistosoma curassoni is the source of this 1227-nucleotide messenger RNA. The record is from the annotation of a GenBank genome assembly. Lineage: Eukaryota; Metazoa; Platyhelminthes; Trematoda; Strigeidida; Schistosomatidae.
CAAAAAGGAAGCGGGACGUUAGUUGGUGCUUCGCUACUUUUGGGCAUGGUGGUUUUCGUGUGUUCUCAGUGCAACGCCACAUUAAAAAAGAGCAAUGUACGGAAUCAUCUACAAUUUUCUCGACGUUGUUCCUUGGUUUCGUGUGUAGACUGUCACAAAGACUUUGAUAAAUUUUCGGUGGAAUCUCACUGUUCAUGUAUUUCUGAGAAAGAGAAGUAUGACAAAGCAAACUACUUGAAGUCAUCCAAGAGCAACAAUAUUAGUAAACAAGCGGAGUGGGUCAAGAGAAUAGAAGAUGCAAUACAAAAUUGUGAGUCACAACGACACAAGUCUAUUCUUCAAAACAUCCGGGGGAAUUGCAAUGUACCUCAAAAAAAGAAAAAGUUCGAGAAUUUCAUGAGGUCCAAGUAUCGUAAAAUACCCGAGGAGACCAUUGAAGAUAUAUGGAAAUUAUUGGAGCCUCUUAAACGGGGGACAUUUAGUACUGUUCCAUCAAAACCUCAAAAAGAUUUGUCAAGUAAUCUAACAAAUGAUGAGCCGACGAUAAAGAAACGAAAACUGGAAGACACUUCUAAAACUCUCAAUAACUAUUCAUCAGAGAACGAGUGUCACUUGCUGUCAGUUCAUCAUAUACAAAAUGUUCUAGCUGAAUUAGGUGGGAAAGCACCUUUCUCAAGUUUGAGAAGACAGAUUUACAGUACGUAUAAAACCAGCGUACUUUCCCCACAGGAAUGCAUGACAAAAAAAGAGUUUAAAGCCAAAUUGUUAGGUGUCAUUCAAGACUCAGGGUACUUUAUUUUUUCACCGUCUGAUGCUAUGAUCAGCGUGGUUAGUGAUGGUUUAGUCACUAGAACAGAUCUCUGUAAGUAGUUAAUCUUUUCUAAUUGAAUUUUAGGUGUAAAUCCAGAUCCAGAUACUUCUAUAAUCACUUGUCAGAACGGUAAACCACAUUAUUCUGAAAGUAUAAAAAAGUUACUAAUCACCACAAUAAACGAUGCGGGAGGACAAAUUUCUCUGAAGAAGCUUGUGAAAAGAGUCUCGUCACGUAUUUUGAAUCCAAAUGAUCAAAAGGAAGUUAGUCUUACGAAAGACGAAGUGGAGAGUAAAAUUGUGAGAAAAGUCAAUAAAAGUCAGUCUAUGAAACUUUCAGAUGACGGUAAACGGGUUGAACUUUGCUCAUGAAUUUGUGUAUAUAUUUUCCAUAUAAUAAAAGAUAUAUUUAUUCCA